UACUCGACACAAACCCGUAAAAACACAGGCCGAUCUCGGCUCGCCCAUCGUGCCGAUCUCGGCCUCCCGGCUCUCUCCACUCGCCUCAAUCCCCAAUGGCCGUCGACACCACCACCGCCGCGCCUUCCCACCCUGAAGGCGACGAAGGCGGUGAAGAGGCAGUGCGGCCGCUCCUCUCCGGCGCGCCCGCUGAGGUGGAGGAUGAGGAACUGGACAUCAGGUACGCGCCCUAUGCGCGCCGUGAUGCGUACGGGCCGAUGGGCCGCGGGCCGCUCUCUGCGGCGCAGGUGGCACGGUUAGUGCUGGCGGGCGUCGUUCUCCUCCCGCUCCGUCUCGUUGCAGGGGUGCUCCUGGUCGUCGCCUACUACCUCGUGUGCCGUGUGUGUACGCUGUUUGUGGGCGGAGUGGGAGAGGGCCGUCCCCGCCUACAGGGGUUGAGGAGGGAGGCCGUGCUGCGUGCUGGCCGCGUGUUGUCGCGGGCAAUGCUGUUCGUGUUCGGGUUCUACUGGAUCCCCGUGUCCGAUCGAAGCUUCCCCAAUGCCGAGGAUGUACCUAAAGAUCACUAUGAAGAACUGGAAAGACCAGGGGCGAUUGUAUCUAAUCAUGUGUCAUAUGUGGACAUUCUUUAUCAUAUGUCAACUUCUUCUCCGAGUUUUGUUGCUAAGAACUCAGUGUCCAAGUUGCCGUUGAUUGGUCUCAUAAGCAAAUGUCUUGGGUGCAUUUUUGUUCAACGAGAAUCCAAAUGUUCAGAUUCUAAAGGUGUCUCAGGUGCUGUAACUGAAAGGCUCCAUGAGGUUUCACAAGACGAGAAUUCCCCUAUGAUCUUACUCUUUCCUGAGGGUACUACUACGAAUGGGGAUUACCUUCUUCCAUUUAAGACAGGAGCCUUUCUUGCAAGGGCACCAUUGCAACCUGUAAUUUUGAGAUAUCCUUACAGGAGAUUUAGUCCAGCCUGGGACUCCAUGGAUGGGGCACGUCAUGUGUUUUUGCUCCUCUGUCAAUUUGCAAAUUACAUAGAGGUGGUUCGCUUGCCUGUAUACUAUCCUUCUGAGCAAGAAAAGCAGGAUCCUAGAGUCUAUGCCAACAACGUCAGAAAAUUGCUUGCGACUGAGGGUAAUUUAGUUCUGUCUAAUCUUGGGCUGGCUGAAAAGCGUGUGUAUCAUGCGGCACUUAAUGGACUGUUGUGUCAAAGCUAAUUUGGAUACACAUGAUGAUAGUUUUACCUUUUGUCUUUGUACAUCGUGAAUUAAAUUUCUCAGUGAGGUCAGACACCAUGUACAUGUGUGCGCCUUUGAAACAAACCUGAGUUAGGUCUUUGGGCCAGAAGAAAUAGAGAUAGACGGGUAAAAGUUGAAAACUAACCUCUGUUUAUUUGAUUCGGCAUGUGAUUUGUUUCAUAUCCACUAAUGCGGCGUCCUAAUUGAACUUCUGCCAGUGUGUAUCAAAUAUUAGUCCUAAAUGGGAACUUCUGCCACUGUGUAUCAGAUACUAGGCCUAAUCGAA
Molecule: messenger RNA, 1503 nt
Organism: Triticum dicoccoides
Lineage: Eukaryota; Viridiplantae; Streptophyta; Magnoliopsida; Poales; Poaceae
Product: lysophospholipid acyltransferase LPEAT1-like
Exons: 9
Coding region: 96-1196 (366 amino acids)
Biological process (GO): phospholipid metabolic process
Cellular component (GO): endoplasmic reticulum
Molecular function (GO): lysophosphatidylethanolamine acyltransferase activity
Source: RefSeq, a predicted model, not a curated record